AUGGGUGCCCCUCAAAAUCUUCCUUACCUUAACUGUGAACUGAGAAUCAUAAGAGCUAAGAACCUGGAAUUCAUACCGGCUGGAAACCUGUUUAUGAGGUAUUAUCUCUCUGCGAGAAACAACGAGAGAGUUCGGCUCAACAGUCAAGAAAUCCCAUCAACGGCUAGCCCGUGUUGGAACGAGUCAAUAUCGUUGGAGUGUUUCGGAUCGCAAGACUGUGUGGAGGAACUCAAGCAACAAACCGUGGUGUUUGAGCUCAGAUGGAGAAGCACAGCACCGAUUCUGGGGAGGAUCGGCGGGUCUAAGCUACUGGGCAAAGCAGAAGUAGCGUGGAAAGACGUUUUCGAGUCACCCGAGUUGGCAAUCGAGAAAUGGGUUACUACAAUUCCUGAGAGCAGAAGAAGAAGAAGCCUUCUCCAAGGCCUCAAGCCACCUGCACUGCAGAUAGGAAUGAAGGUUCGAAUACCAGAAGCGAAGGAGAUGGUGAAACGGAAGAUGGACGCAAGGUCGACGAGGUGGAGCGAGUGCGGCUGCAAGCACGGUGGCUGCAAUGGUGGAGAUGACGACAUUUUUGCACUCGCGGCAGCCUUGGAGGCGUUGUAG
Messenger RNA from Nelumbo nucifera (sacred lotus), 603 nucleotides. RefSeq lists its product as uncharacterized. NCBI's taxonomy places the organism in Eukaryota, Viridiplantae, Streptophyta, Magnoliopsida, Proteales, Nelumbonaceae. The record is from RefSeq and is a predicted model, not a curated record.